This is a messenger RNA of Haliotis rufescens (red abalone), 1674 nucleotides long. RefSeq names its product peptidyl-prolyl cis-trans isomerase B-like. Gene Ontology annotation, cellular component: intracellular membrane-bounded organelle. The coding region runs from base 136 to 765 and encodes 209 amino acids. Gene Ontology annotation, molecular function: peptidyl-prolyl cis-trans isomerase activity. The transcript has 5 exons. The record is from RefSeq and is a predicted model, not a curated record. Lineage: Eukaryota; Metazoa; Mollusca; Gastropoda; Lepetellida; Haliotidae. Gene Ontology annotation, biological process: protein peptidyl-prolyl isomerization; protein folding.
CACCUUGUCGCUGCUCGCUGAAUGUGAGGAAGUCGCGUGGCGACUCGACCGGCAACCACAACCAUAGCACUAGAGUCGUUUAUUCGCCGUCUCAGGGCGUUGAAAAGACUGGCAAUCCAGAGAAAGUACCUCAUAAUGUUGGUGACUACGAUUAUAUUAGUCGUGGCUUUGCCAUUUUAUGUAUUUGCAGACGAUACGCCGAAAGGACCGAAAGUGACUGAUAAGGUCUUCUUUGACAUCACCAUUGGUGGUGAGAAAGCAGGACGAAUUGUUAUUGGUCUUUUUGGAAAAACGGUUCCAAAAACAGUGAAGAAUUUUAAAUCCCUGGCAGAAGGGUUUGAGGAUGGAGGAACGACUCUGACCUACAAAGGCAGCAAGUUCCACCGAGUUAUCAAGGACUUCAUGAUCCAAGGAGGGGACUUCACUCGUGGUGAUGGAACAGGAGGCAAGAGCAUCUAUGGGGAUCGCUUCCCUGAUGAGAACUUCAAGCUGAAGCACUAUGGAGCCGGAUGGCUGUCCAUGGCUAAUGCUGGCAAGGACACCAAUGGUUCCCAGUUUUUCAUCACUGUGAAAAAGACAGAUUGGCUUGAUGGAAGACAUGUUGUUUUUGGGAAAGUUGAGGAAGGAAUGGAUGUCGUACGUACAAUUGAAAGAACUAACACCAAUCCCGGAGAUAAGCCAGCCAAGGAAAUUAAAAUUGCCGACAGUGGCAGUAUUCCAGUUGAAAAACCAUACGCUGUGGAUAAAAAACCUUCAGAUGAGUAAAGGGCUGUUUAUGUAUUAAUCUGGUUAGAGCUCUAACAUGUCUAAGGUGUGAGGCAGUACUACUAUUUGGGUUAACCCAUUGUGGUGUUUGUAACAGCCUCAUCUGUGAAGAUGAGAUAUUCUAGGGAUGUUUCGGUAUAGAUCCUUAUACCAUUGUCAAGCAAGAUGGACCUUGCUUGAGAAGGGUAUAAGUAUCUAUACCGAAAUGUUGCAUCAUUAUCAAAUAAAGUUGUCAUCCAUAAAAUAACUGCCAUUACUGUUACUUACCAACUUCUAAUAAUGCCAAUCAAACCAUCAGUGGUUUUGAAUUCAUACUUGGUCAGCUAUAUACACUUAUGUGCCUAAUGAAGUGAUUGUUUUAAAGCCUCAUACCUUGGAUCCUUGUGAGAAAGGUGUGCGUAUAUUUGUGAACCUGAGAGAACUUCAGUUGUCCUUAUUUUCAAUAAUAUUCCUUGUUACAGGUCCUGUACUUGAAACAUACUUUCAGCUAACUAUAAAUUGUUAAGUACAGGUGUACAGCCAUGGUUACGAAUGAAUUUACUGCCAGCUUACUAAGGUGUGAUGUCAUUGUUGAGGUAUACAAUGGUAUAUGCAAUCUAUUCUAUCACUACAUUACUGCAUUUAUGGUAACAUCAGUUUUGAAAGUAUUCAGUUCUAAAACCGUUAAGUGUAUUAAAAUUUGAAAACUAGUUGAGCAUGUUGAGUAUCUGUGUUAUGUUAGAAUUUGUUAUUCAUUUUUAUGUGUUCAGUGUUUGGAUUUGUCUCAGGCAUGCUGUACAAGGGGAAUUUUAUUUAUUUAUUUAAGUGUCAACCAAUUUUACUUUGGACCAAUGUAAACUGUAUCUGGAUAUAUCAUGCGCUCAACUGGGAGAUAAUUUCUAAUCUAUGGAAUAAAAGUUUUGUAAAGAU